Cynara cardunculus var. scolymus (artichoke) is the source of this 1098-nucleotide messenger RNA. RefSeq names its product transcription initiation factor IIF subunit beta. The transcript has 6 exons. Gene Ontology annotation, cellular component: transcription factor TFIIF complex. Gene Ontology annotation, biological process: transcription by RNA polymerase II; transcription initiation at RNA polymerase II promoter. Bases 148 to 921 code for a protein of 257 amino acids. NCBI's taxonomy places the organism in Eukaryota, Viridiplantae, Streptophyta, Magnoliopsida, Asterales, Asteraceae. The record is from RefSeq and is a predicted model, not a curated record.
GUCGCAGCAGUUUCUUGAGCAGACAUCAUCAAACUCUCUCUCUCUGUAUAUACCGUUUUCAUUUAAGAGACAGAGACAGAGACAGAGACCAUAGGCAAAAACGAGAGAAACCUCAACUGACUAAGAAGAGCAUCAUUAUCUAAAUUAAUGGAGGAUGAGCAGAAGAACACGGACCUGGAAACUGCUAGAGCAGACAGAUCUGUGUGGCUUAUGAAGUGCCCUGUGGUAGUCGCUAAAUCAUGGCAAUCUGUCCCCGCCGACUCUCAACAAAAUCUCUCUAAGGUCGUCGUUUCCCUCGAUCCUCUUCAUCCCGAAGAUCCUUCUUCUCUUCAGUUCUCAAUGGAGAUGGCUGGCAGUGAGAUUGCAAAUAUGCCGAAGAGCUACUCUUUAAAUAUGUUCAAGGAUUUUGUUCCCAUGUGCAUUUUCUCUGAAGCAAACCAAGGAAAAGUUGCUAUGGAAGGGAAAGUUGAACACAAGUUUGACAUGACACCCCAGAAUAAGAACAUGGAGGAGUACAGAAAGAUGUGCCGUGAACGAACAAAUAAGUCCAUGGUCAAGAAUAGACAGAUACAGGUGAUUGAUAAUGACCGAGGUGUGCAUAUGAGGCCCAUGCCUGGAAUGAUUGGCUUGAUUUCGUCUAAUCCUAAGGAAAAGAAGAAAGCAGCUCCAGUUAAGGCGCCUGAAGUUAAGAGAACUAGGAGGGAUCGUGGAGAACUGGAACACAUCAUGUUUAAGCUUUUUGAAAGACAGCCUAAUUGGGCUCUAAAGCAGUUGGUCAUAGAGACCGACCAGCCCGCGCAAUUCUUGAAAGAGAUAUUGAACGAUCUGUGUGUUUACAAUAAACGGGGAACGAAUCAAGGAACAUAUGAGCUGAAGCCAGAAUAUAAGAAAUCCAUGGAGGAUACAACUGCUGAAGAAUAAACACAAAGAUGGUGAUAGGUGAAAAUGAGCCAAGAGACAUGUUUACUAACCAACACCAAAAUUCUAAUUGGCAUAUGUUAUUAUAUCAUGUAUUGUGAUUUCAUACUUUGGGUUUUGUUCCUGUAACAAUAAGUCUUUGUAUGGUUCUUUCCAAAUAUAUGGGUUUUCCUGUAUGAA